GCUCCUUAUGGUACAUAACCUUAACAAUAAAGAAUAUUUCAAACUCUCUGUCAGUAUGAGCCAAUUGGCACCAAGUGAUAUUCCAGCAACAAAUUUCAACAUUGCUACUUUCUUUUUGUUUUGCAACUUCCAUCAAUGAAGCCCACUUCAUAAAGAGGAAACCAAAACCACAGAGCCAUUUUCCACAAAAAACUCUACUUAAACAUAAAAAUAAGAAAAAAUGAAUGGUUUUCCCACUUGGGCACUGGCCAUUUUGAUCUUUCUCAUCUUUCAAAUGGCUAAUUCAGAAGAUCAAGACUUGAAGCAACUCAAGCAAGUGCUGGUGCAAUUCAUGGACAAACUUUCACCGGGAAAUUCUGUGAGAGAUGUCAAAUGGGGUUGGAACAUGAGUUCAGACCCUUGCAGAGACCAAUGGGAGGGUGUGACAUGUGAUAAACAGAAUUAUGUGAAGAAAAUAGUUCUUGAAAUGUCCAAUUUAACUGGAGUUCUUGAUGCAGAUUCUCUCUGCAUGGUACAGUCUUUGGGUGUUGUGAGUCUGAAGAACAACAAAAUCUCUGGUCUGCUCUCAGAAGACAUUGGAAAUUGCAGAGAUUUGACCCACUUUUAUAUAAGUGGAAAUCAGUUCUCUGGUGACCUUCCUGACUCUCUCUCACAGUUGAAUAAUUUGAAAAGGAUUGAUAUAUCCAACAACAACUUCCAUGGUGAGCUUCCUGAUCUGCCAAAGAUUUCAGGCUUGAUAUCUUUCCUUGCACAAAACAAUCAACUUGAUGGGCAAAUACCAGAUUUUGAUUUCUCCAAUCUGAAGGUGUUCAAUGUCUCCAACAACAACUUCAGUGGUCCAAUUCCUGAUGUCAAAGGCCAACUCACAAAAGACAGCUUUUCAGGUAAUCCUAAGCUAUGUGGAAAACCACUACCAAAUACCUGCCCACCUGUCCCAACAUCUAUAAUGCCAAAGAAGAAAUCAAACAAGUCCUCAUCUAAAAAGCUUCUCAUCUUCUCAGGCUACAUAAUACUUGGCCUGGUUUUUGUGUGCUUCUUUGUGUAUAAAUUUAUCAGCAAAAAGAGGACCAGAGAAUAUGAGGAAAAGGGUGGAAAUGAAAAGAUAGCAACAGCUGAUACUGCUAGCACUGUGCCUAACACUAUUACUUCUAGUGAGUUCAACGCUGAUGGUGUGCCUAAGACAGCAGAGUACUCAUUAACCUCUGUUGAAACUGGAAUGGUUCCACCGCUUGUAGUUCUCACAAGUCCAUUGCUGAUGGGGUUAAGUUUUGAGGAGUUGCUCCGAGCUCCAGCUGAAUUGCUUGCAAGAGGAAAGAAUGGAAGCCUCUACAAAGUCAUGCUUGAUGAUGGGGUUAACUUGGUUGUGAAGAGGAUCAGGAAUUGUGGGAUCUCGAGCGAAGAUUUCAAGACUAGGAUGAAAAAGCUCGAUCAAGCUAAGUGUCGAAAUGUCUUGCCAGCAGUUGCAUUCUAUUGUUCCAGACAAGAGAAGCUCUUGGUUUAUGAAUAUCAACCGAAUGGCAAUCUCUUUAACCUUCUUCAUGGAUCUUCAAAUGGCCAAAUAUUUGACUGGGGAAGCAGACUAAAUGUUGCAGACAUCAUUGCCGAGUCACUGGCGUUCAUGCACCAGGAGCUACGUGAAGAUGGCAUUGCCCAUGGCAACCUCAAGUCCAUGAACAUUUUGUUCAACAUGACCAUGAAGCCCUGCAUCAGUGAAUAUGGGGUAAUGGAGACUGAAAAUCAAGACCAGUCAUUCCUUUCUCCAAACAAUGGAAUUGAAAGUUCUAAUGCAGGCCAUGCAUAUAGCACAUUCAAGGAUGAUGUUUAUGGUUUUGGUGUGAUUCUUCUUGAGCUUUUGACUGGGAAGCUGGUCCAGCAAAAUGGGUUUGAUUUGCCUAGGUGGGUGCACUCGGUGAUUGAAGAGGAGUGGACUCUUGAAGUUUUUGACAAGGCCUUGAUCCAAGAAGGUGCAAGUGAGGAAAGGAUGGUGAGCUUGUUGAAGGUAGCAUUGCAGUGCAUAAAUCCCUCAUCAAAUGAUAGGCCAAGUAUGAGUCGAGUUUCGAUGAGGCUAAAGUCUAUAAAAGAGGAGGUAGAGAGAUCUAUAUCUUCUGACCCAUGAAAAGAAGAAAAGAAAAAAACACUUCAUUAUUAAGUUGCAUCUCUUGUUGGAGGAAUUUGAUUCAAAAUCCUAUCUUUCUAUGCAGAAAAAUUCUGUGCUUCAGCAUUAAUGGUAUAUGGUUGUAUUUUGUUUUUGGGUUAUCCUAUAUCCUAUGUCCUAAAAUGUUCAAUUUUGCUUUAAGGAGAUGCAUAUCCUGAGACUGCUAUGUUCAUGUCAUGCGGUAUGAGUGAUCUUACAUGUAAAUUGUGAUUGGAAAGCCUUAUUCGUGACAAUGGACCCGUCACCCGUGGUUAAGGAACAAGUUGAUGCAAUA
Prunus persica (peach) is the source of this 2429-nucleotide messenger RNA. Its product is annotated as probable inactive receptor kinase At2g26730. Gene Ontology annotation, molecular function: protein binding; ATP binding; protein kinase activity. Gene Ontology annotation, biological process: protein phosphorylation. Lineage: Eukaryota; Viridiplantae; Streptophyta; Magnoliopsida; Rosales; Rosaceae. The record is from RefSeq and is a predicted model, not a curated record. Bases 221 to 2116 code for a protein of 631 amino acids. The transcript is spliced from 2 exons.